AUGCCUCGGCCCGGCCGCAACACCUACAGCGACCAGAAGCCGCCCUACUCGUACAUCUCGCUGACGGCCAUGGCCAUCCAGAGCUCGCCGGAAAAGAUGCUGCCGCUGAGCGAGAUCUACAAGUUCAUCAUGGACCGCUUCCCCUACUACCGGGAAAACACGCAGCGCUGGCAGAACUCGCUGCGCCACAACCUCUCCUUCAACGACUGCUUCAUCAAGAUCCCGCGGCGACCGGACCAGCCGGGCAAGGGCAGCUUCUGGGCGCUGCACCCCAGCUGCGGGGACAUGUUCGAGAACGGCAGCUUCCUGCGGCGCCGCAAGCGCUUCAAAGUGCUCAAGGCUGACCCACUGGCUCCCUCCAAGCCCUCGGAGGCGGCCCAGUACCUCCAGCAGCAGGCCAAGCUGCGCCUCGGCGCCCUGGGCGGCGGCGGCGGCGCCCACCUGCCCCAGAUGCCCGCCUACAGCCUGGGCAUCUCUCAGCCCUCCGGCUUCAAGCACCCCUUCGCCAUCGAGAACAUCAUCGCCCGGGAGUACAAGAUGCCCGGCGGGCUGGCCUUCUCCGCCAUGCAGCCCGUGCCGGCUGCCUACCCGCUCCCCAACCAGCUGACGACGGUGGCGGGCGCGGGCUGGCCCCCCAUGUACGGCGCCGGCAUGCUCGAGACGGCCACCCCCAUCUCCAUGGCCAGCGCCGGCGACUACAGCGCCGCCUACGCCGUGCCCCUCAAGCCGCUGUGCCACGGCGGGCCGACGCUGCCGGCCAUUCCGGUGCCCAUCAAGGCCACGCCGGCGGCGGCCAUCCCGGCCCUGCCCGCCCUGCCCGGCCCCAUCCCCACCCUCCUCUCCAGCUCGCCGCCCUCGCUCAGCCCGACCUCCUCGCAAACCGCCGCCAGCCAAAGCAGCCCCGCCACCCCCAGCGAGACCCUCACCAGCCCGCCCGCCGCCCUCCACGCCGUGGUCGCCGUCCACUGA
Rhineura floridana is the source of this 969-nucleotide messenger RNA. It is a transcript of the gene FOXB1, whose product is annotated as forkhead box B1. The coding region runs from base 1 to 969 and encodes 322 amino acids. NCBI's taxonomy places the organism in Eukaryota, Metazoa, Chordata, Lepidosauria, Squamata, Rhineuridae. Gene Ontology annotation, biological process: anatomical structure morphogenesis; regulation of transcription by RNA polymerase II; cell differentiation. Gene Ontology annotation, molecular function: DNA-binding transcription factor activity, RNA polymerase II-specific; RNA polymerase II cis-regulatory region sequence-specific DNA binding. The transcript has a single exon. The record is from RefSeq and is a predicted model, not a curated record.